CUUCUGAUGGCGCCGCGCCGCGUGUCCGGCGGUGGCGCGCAGGUCGCACAGGGCCAAGGGAGGGAGCAGGGAAAUAAACAACAGUGGACACUUACCACCAGCGUCGACGAUGUGCUAUUGGAGGGAGUAGAUGUUACAGAACAAAUGGAGCUAAACGACUUCAUCAGGAUGUACCUUGGUCCCAAGUUUGUGACCGAUGAGGGCCGCGGUGUAAAAAUGGGGGUGUUUGCGCGUAGGCCUGCGCGGUACGUCACGGACCCGGAGCUUUGUGACAGCGUACUCAGCGUACCAGCGUACCAGCUUCUGGAGGACGCACGCAAGCUUGCUGAGCACAGGGUGCAUUGUCUUCAACACUGGAAAGAAUUUGAUCACAAGGGGAUCGUCUCCAAUAUUUCAUGGGGAAAGCUUGACGGCGCGCUUAAGGUAGUGGAGGAAAACGAAAAGGCAGUACAGGUGGGGCAAGAAAGGGCACGAAGGGAAGAGGAAGAAAAGAAACGGCGGGAAGAAGAAAGGGCAAAACGGAUAUAUGAAAUUGCUAGCCAACCGCUGCCGGAUGGAUUCUACGACUCUGUGUUAAACGCGAAAUGCAGUCACGUCUUGGAGUUCUCCGAGGGCGAGGGGGAUGCGAUGGUGGCGCGAAUGGAGGUGCGUGAGGGCCAACCACCAACACAGUUGUGGGAUUACACGCGGGAUGGCGUAACUCUUUUGCCGGUGGAAGAUGCAGAGCAAUUUCAUGUGCCUCGCCCAAGGCUGAUGCUGCUCUCGUCCGAGCAUAAGUGGCCUUACUCACUGAGGCAGGGAGAGAACAUUGAAGAUUGCUACAUCAACCGUGAGGUGGAUCGUGUGUGGAGGAUCGUGCAGGGCGAUCUAGAGGGAGAGUUUGGCACCGAAGAUCUGGACUUGUUUGACUUGAGGCGGCGUCUCGUGAUUGGGACGCCGGGAAUAGGGAAAUCUAUGAGUGUUGGCUCCUACCUCCUUUACAGGUUGCUCCACUACGACGUUAAGAAGCUCCAAGUGGUGGUCUACUGCUUUGGGGGAGACCUGGCAUUCGUCUUUGACAAAGAAAAGCAAGCGGUGACAGCACACGAGGGUGUGCUCAAUAUUACCGGCCUUAUGAAAUAUUUGGUGUGGCAGCGUAAACUGAAAGGGUAUGUUAUCUACGACGUGGAUAAAAAGGGUUAUGAACCGUCGUGGGAUUACCCGCCCUCUGACACGUGGGGCGUCAUUGUGUUGUCCUCACCGAACGAAGAUAACUUCAAAGGAUGGGCGAAGCAAAAGAAGGCCGAAAUGAUCAUCAUGAAUUGUCCUGAAGAGCUUGAUGUGAAGGCGAUGUGUGCUUGGAGGACGCGUGAUAAGUCAGCAGCGGAGCAAACAAACUACUGGAAGAUGGUCGAAAAACGCAUGGGUCAAAUCGGACCGAUCCCACGACACAUUUUUAAUGGCAAUGCUGCUAGAACUCGCGUGUAUCAGGUUGAGCGUGUCUUGGGUUUGAUCAACGCUUCUAAUGCGGAUAAUUACAUUUCAGUUGGAGAAAAGGAAAUGGUGCCUGCGAAUGACGCGUCUCAUAAGCUGGUGAAAACUGCCCGAAUGUGUAGACCUGGCGGGGUCGAAGGUUUUGCGAAUCUGCCGGUUUGUUCAGAUAUCGGGGACCAAGUACUCAUAAAGCUGACAGAAGUAGGCAAGCAGAGGGAUUUUUUGUAUCAAUUAUGGAGGUUUAGGGAUUUCUUUUUGCCCGAAUUUCUGGAAAAGUAUGGUGUGCACGCAUUCACGAUUAGAGGCUUUGUGGAGAAUGUAAAAGAGAGACUUAAAGAACUGAAGCCACCAACAAAUCGCCCGGGACGUCCAUGUGUGCUGCAAUCAAACCCUGAAACGCAUCCAAGCAGGACAGUUCCAUUGACGCUACUGGAAGACAAGCCCUCAAGGCUUAAAUUGCAGUGUGGGGUGUUGUACUUGCCAAAGGCGAGAAGCUUUCCGCUGAUAGACGGCUUUUUCUUCGUGGACACACCGCGGAAGACGAUGGUUGGGCUGCAGACGACUGUGAGGGGUGCGCAUCACACCAAACCCAGCAAAGUGAAGCUGUUCAUGGAGCGUAUGACAAAGCAUUUUAAUGACUGGGAAACGUUUGCCGCAGACUUGUCGUGGGAGAUUAUUUACGUGCAGCAUCGAGAGAGUGAGCGAAUAAAGACGUGGCAGAAAUGCGAGAAUUCCACGAAUGCGGGCAACAAGAAAGAUGCGACACAGAGAACAAAGGUAGAGGAAAGAGAAACGAAAGCGAAAAGGAAGAAAGAGAAAGAGGACAAGGAGAUUGCAGACUGCUGGAAAGAAAAGGUGUAUCAGUACCAGGUGGCGAUAUCGGCAGAAGAUGUCGGACCUGAAAACAAUGCCCAACGUCGGCAACAGCUAGCG
Messenger RNA from Trypanosoma conorhini, 2406 nucleotides. RefSeq names its product retrotransposon hot spot (RHS) protein. Lineage: Eukaryota; Euglenozoa; Kinetoplastea; Trypanosomatida; Trypanosomatidae. The transcript has a single exon. The record is from RefSeq and is a predicted model, not a curated record. The annotation marks the transcript as partial.